Molecule: messenger RNA, 2824 nt
Organism: Physcomitrium patens
Lineage: Eukaryota; Viridiplantae; Streptophyta; Bryopsida; Funariales; Funariaceae
Product: phosphoinositide phospholipase C 2
Biological process (GO): release of sequestered calcium ion into cytosol; lipid metabolic process; phosphatidylinositol-mediated signaling
Molecular function (GO): phosphatidylinositol-4,5-bisphosphate phospholipase C activity
Source: RefSeq, a predicted model, not a curated record
UCGCAAGUUGCAUUGGCGUGCAAUGAGCGCAGACAGACACCGUGAACGGUGAGACGCAAUAGCUGGAUUUCGAGCCUUGAAGGUAGGAAGGAGCCAUGAUAUGCCCACUGGCCACUGGGAUGAUUGUCUUUCCUUAUCGGUAGAAAUGUCCGGUGUGGGUGCGGUUGUAACGCUGUUGUGAGCUUAUAAUGAAACCCCUUUCGCGCUCGUGGAGUUUGAGCACACGGUUGUUGUCAAGUGUCCGUUGCGAGAAACGACAAGUGAUGAAGUGUGUGAGAGACAUGAUUCUAUCAAGUAGGAUCAUGAGGUCGCUCCAUUGUAGUGUGCAGCAGUGAGCUUCUUACAUUAUCUGCUUUUGCUAGAAUUGGGCUGUAGAUAGUCGAGGGAGUUGGGCGUAGCGCAGCAAGUGCUCACUUGCGGAUUCGUCUGGUCCUUGCUCCUAAAAGCAGAGUGGCAUAGAAGAGGUCAAAAAAUAAUGACGAUUAGUCCGGGUUGAAUGAUUGCGGUUGUGUUUCUUCAGGCUUGCCGAUGAAAAAUUGUCCGUCUUCGGGCCGAGUAUCGGGACUCCUGAGUAUUGUUGUCACUUUUCGGGCGUACUCUAGGCUAGCGUAGAAUCUGCACAAUGGGCACGAAAGAUACUAUGGGAUGUUACUGUUUAGCACCCCACGCGGUGUCUCCCUUUAGCGAUUGCCGUGCGCCAGACUUAGUCCAGGAAGAAUUUAAAAAGGCCACGGGGGGGAAUGCCUUGAUGGAUAGCCAUGCUUUGGCAAUUUUUUUGAGGGAGAAUCAGGGCGAAGAAGGCGUGACGGAUGAGGAAGCUAAUAUACAGAUACGAAGCUUUCUGGCCGUGAGGGCGCACAGCGGCCGACACAAAUUUCCGGGAAUGAGCCAAAGACACUCUAAACGUGAACUUUCGGGCAGGCAACAACCUGCUACUCUCGACAUAUCCGCGUUUGUGAAGUUUCUCCUUAAUCCUGAGUCUAACGGGCACCAAAAAUUUUUCAAUAAGGGCCUGAAAAAACAGCCAACGGAUGACAUGACAGCACCGUUAUCUCAUUACUACAUCUUCGCUAGUCACAAUACGUAUUUGACGGGCAACCAGCUGGUGUCGAAGUGCAGCACUCGGCCCAUUGUUAAAGCACUUCUCAACGGAUGUCGAGUCAUCGAGCUUGAUUGUCAUGAUGGCAAGGAUGGCAAAAUCAAAGUUCUUCAUGGCGGAACCUUGACAAAGCCAGUUGACUUUGAGGACUGCAUUAAGGAAAUAAAAAAACAUGCCUUUACAGCGUCGGACUAUCCCGUUAUUCUCACUAUCGAAAGUCACUUGGAUCAAGAGCACCAGAAGCGAGCAGCUAUGUUGUUGAAAGAAAUAUUAGGCGAUAUGAUGUUCAUACCUUCUCCUGAGCAUCGACCACCCAUCGCCUUUCUAUCACCUGAGGAGCUUAAGAAUCGUAUUAUCAUAUCUGAUAAACCCCCGGGUGAAUCAGUUGCUUGUCAGAUUAAAGAGGAACCCGAAACUUUAGACAAUUUGGGUAGUAAAUCCAUUCCGAGGACAGAUGAUUCAGAUUCAGAGGAAGAUGUGCAAGCAAAGUGGGAGAGAAAGAUGCAAAGACGUCAAAGUAAAAUUGCUAAGAAUGUGGCAUUGAAAGUGGCCUCAAUGCGAUGUAAAGACGAUGAAAAUCCAAGCAUUGCCAAAAUCCACGAGUUCGAGGAGCUAUUAUAUAUCUACUGUCAGAAGCCUAAAGAGAUGGAGGCACGGCAAGUGAAAGGCGGCCCACUUGUUGCUGGUGAUCGUGCAAUUAUGGCCAACUUGGCUGAACCUCAACUCUAUCGUCUCAUUAAAGAACAUCCAUCUUCUUUGACAGAGUUCUCAAAAACCAAUCUGGGUAGAGUGUAUCCAUUUGGACUUAGGAUUGACUCAUCAAAUGCAAAUCCUACUGAUGCAUGGAGUCAUGGGCUUCAAGUUGCAGCUAUCAACAUGCAGGGACAUGACAGGCCUGUAUGGAUAUCACAAGCAUUUUUUAAGAGGAAUGGUGGUUGUGGCUAUGUCAAGAAGCCUGAUUUUCUGCUACCUGGAUCAACAGUAGACUUCAAAAGUCUGCAGCCAAAGCUUGAAUUGACUGUGAAAGUCCUCUUGGGAACAGACUGGCAUAGACACUAUGACAUCUUCAAGAAACCAGACUAUUUUGUGAAGGUUGCAAUCCAUGGUUUUCAUGAUGAUGAAGUGAAGAAACGGACAGAGGUGAAAAAAAGGUGUAGUGAACCUCAUUGGAGUGAGGUGUUUGUAUUUCCACUUAGAGUUCCAGAGCUUGCAAUACUCAGAUUGGAAGUUGGGGAGCAUGACAAAUUUAUGCGAGAUGAUAUGGUUGGCCAAUCUUGCUUACCUGUAACUGAGCUCAGGCAAGGAAUUCGUGCUGUGAAGUUAGAGUCCAAAAAGGGACAGCCCCGAAAUUCUAAGCUUCUAUGUGAUUUUAGUUUAUGCACACUCCCACGAGCAGAUUUAUUGAUUUAGUUGUUUUGCUUGAACUGAGCACAAAUUAGUGUAGAGAGUUGCAAAAUUCUUGGGAACCAUACUUACUUUUAGGCUUUGUACUUCAUAGAUGUAAAUAUAUGAUUCUUAUUGGCUUUUAGAAGGGUACCAUCUAAUUUUUGGCUUUUGAUUUUAUUAGGAAAUUAAGGCAAGAAAGCCUACAAAUGUAGAUGAGAUGUUUCUCUAGAAUGCAAUGACAUAUAAGGUGACAUGGUGUUGCCAACCUUGUCAAAUUAUGUUAUUGUAAUGUGAUAUGAACCAUGUUUUCAAUAAAAUUGCUUACAAUAUUAUUGCACA